CACUGAUGAUGGGUACUGAUAGACAGCACUGAUAGGUGGCACUGACUGGCACAACCGCUGGGCACUGACUGGCACAACCGCUGGGCACUGACUGGUGCCACUGACUGGCAGCACUGCUGGGCUGCACUGAUGGGCUUUGGUGGGCACAGGUGGGUGGCACUGGUGGGCACAGGUGGGUGGCACUGCUGGGCACAGGUAGGUGGCACUUCUUGGCACACUUGUGUGACACUGUUGGGUGGCACAGGUGGGUGCAUUGCUGGGCACAGGUGGAUGCACUGCUGGGCACAGGUGGGCGGAGUUAGUGGGCACAAGUGGGCGGAACUUGUGGGUGGCACUGCUGGGCACUGAUCAUCAGGGCACUGAUCAACA
Molecule: messenger RNA, 369 nt
Organism: Staurois parvus
Lineage: Eukaryota; Metazoa; Chordata; Amphibia; Anura; Ranidae
Source: the annotation of a GenBank genome assembly